Molecule: messenger RNA, 1430 nt
Organism: Pneumocystis carinii B80
Lineage: Eukaryota; Fungi; Ascomycota; Pneumocystomycetes; Pneumocystales; Pneumocystaceae
Exons: 3
Coding region: 47-1384 (445 amino acids)
Source: RefSeq, a predicted model, not a curated record
AUAAGUAUUCCAGCAUAAGAGUUAGUGAUAAAAAAAUAUUUUAAAAAUGAAAUAUCAUAAAGACAACCAAUCUAAAGACGAAUCCAAACUUUCUGUUCCCAAGACGAAAACCCCUAAUAAUGAUACAUUAUCUUUUCUACAAAUGAUUUUUCCUCAACAAGAUAUAAACGUUUUGAAACAUAUUCAGGAAGAAUAUGGAAAUGGUUUAGAGAAAGUGAUAAAUGAAAAUCUGGAUAUGAUGGAUGAUGAUAAGAAUCAAAAGUCCUUGAAUGAUUUGCUUUCUGAAAAUUUGUCUGAAAUUCCAAAGACAAAAUGUAAAAAACGUAAAAAUAUACAAAACAUUUCGUUAAAUGAAUGGUAUAAAUGUAAUGAACCUCGGGAAUCAAUGGUAGAUAUUAAUGUGGAAUCUGGUUUAAAAUGGAAUGAUAUUAUUCCGAAUAUCGAAUGGCUCGUUGACAUUUUUAAUAUCCCUAGGAAACAAGCUGCAUCGAUUUAUCACCAAUCUUCGGUUUCUCUAUCAAAAUCUGUAUAUACUUUAUUAUCAAGUGAUUACAUCAUAAAAAGAAUCAACGAAUCGCUCGCCAUGCUACAAAAUGAUUAUAAAAACAACCUAAAAGAAUUGAAAAAACAAUUCCCAUUUCUAGAAGAACAUAUGUAUAGCAGAAUAUUACUUUCAGUGGAAAAUAAUCUUCCAAAAGCAAUAAGUGUAAUAAAAACGAUUCAACGAAGUCCUGUAUAUAUCAAAAACCAAGAUCAAACUUAUCAUUCUAACACAUCCUCUCCAAAACGUCACAAUCACAAUCACAUUAAUGACAAUGAUAAAUCGAAACUUAAUCCUUCUUCCGAUGAUAUGAUACAUACCAACUACACUCUUGAGGAGUGUAAAGCCAAUUUAUCAAUAUUCAUUUUUAACAGAAAUCAUGCAUUUAAAGAAGCCGCAAAAGCCUAUCAAAAAGCAAAAACACAUGGAUACUACAGAGAUAUGGUUACACAUUAUUCCGAAAAGGCUCAAGAAUAUAAUUCCAAAGUUAAAUUAUGGAGCACCAGAGCUAAAAUGUGUAUGAUACAGAAUAGUUUUCCUAGUUAUCUAAUCGAUCUUCAUGGGUUAACUGUUGCCGAAGCCACUCCUUUAGUUAAAAAAGCUGUUGCACAAUGGUGGUGCCACGAACAAAAACUUCAAACCAAUAUACCCACUCCAUUAGAAAUUAUAACCGGCGCUGGUCUUCAUAGCAAGAAUAAACAGCCUAAAAUUAAACCAUUUAUACUUCAACUUUUAAAUAAAGAAGGUUGGUUAAUUAAAGAAAAACCCGGAAAAAUUAUAGUACAAGGUUUUCGCACAAACGAAUCUCAUACCAAGUCCAAACAACUCACUCUUCGUUCCUAAUUCGCAAAAUAUAUUCCAAAAAAAACGAUAAAUAGAUAAACUUGAA